UGUAUAUAUUUAUUCACUGACUCUUUAAAUGUUAGAGCCCUUUAGACACAGGGAUACAUAUACAGGGAGGCUGUGUGUUUAAAACAGGCCUCAGUCAGUGAGGUGUUUAUACUGAGCUCUAUUUAUAAUAGAUAAUAAUAGCUAUAUUCCACUUUAGGCCGGUCACGUGGUGCUGAGGGGGGCAGCAGGUCUGGUUCAGGGUUCUGGUUCUUCUACUCCAGGAGUUACGGUAAGGCAUCCCACAAUCCCCUGCUGCUACACGGGCUUUCAUAAUAAAGUAAUUAAAAAUUCAGAAGAAGAAAAGAAAGAGAAUAAAGGGGUGGAUAGAGGGGGAGUCCUGAAUGUUCUGGAGAGCGCAGGGGGUGGAGGAGCUCCGGAGAACCCGCCGCUGCUGUUGCCGCUGGUCUGUAGUGUCUGUAGGGUCUGUAGGAGCUCCGGGCGCUGAGGGCUGAGAGCGGAUCCAGGAUGGACGCUUUGGGGAGCGAGUCUCAUUUCCAGGCGCAGUUAUCCACUAUAAUGGACAUGCUGGCUAAAUCCGCCGCGGCGGAGAUCGGUAAACUAGUGGAGGAGAGCCACGCGAGGCUGAGGCUGGAGAUAUCCCAGCGGAGGAGCGAGAACGAGAGCCUGAAGAGCAAGUGUAAUUUCCUGGAGAUCGAGCUGAAAGCGACCCGGAGGAGACUGCAGGCGAGUGUGGACGCGCGCUUUAACAGCGGAGCCAAAGCAGAGGGUCCACACCGUCCCACCAUUGAUGGUGUCUUUGGUAAAGAAUGGUGCUUCGAUCUGUGGAAGGAAAAGGAGGCCUGUGCCAGGCAAAAGGACGACAGACCUAAAAACCCCUGUUUAAUAGAGCCAAUUGAUCUUAUCGAAGAUUCACCUGAUGACACGAUUGUGAUCAAGGAUGAGAUGUAUGAGGAUUGCUCAAGGAAUGGCAAGCUGCAGACUGACUCAAACAGCAACGAGAAAGCUGCAGCAUUCUCCAGAGCGAAAGCAGAUGUUGGGCACAGCAGUGAAGAGUUCAUCCCCUACACCGGUCCUCUUGACAACUCCGAACCGAGACCAGGAGACCAGCAGUCUUUUGACCCCAGGUCAUCCGCUGUACUGGACGGUGCGACUUCGUCAAACUUGAAUAUAGACGAGUUUGGUGGAUUCUUUAACAGCAACAUGAAUUUGGGAAUGUCGUCUGGGAAUAAGCCGAACGUGGAGCCGAGGAAAUUCGAAUGCGUGUUCUGCGGGAAGAACUUUAAUUACCUGAGCUAUCUGAAAGUGCACUUACGGACGCACUCUGGAGAGAAGCCGUUCGUGUGUUCGGUGUGCGGCAGACGCUUCGCCCAAAAAACGUACCUCAAAAUACACAUGCGCACACACUCCGGCGAGAGACCCUACAGCUGCACAGAGUGCGGGAAGAGCUUUUCACAGAAAAGCUCCCUGAAUAUUCACCUGCGCAGCCACACCGGAGAGAAGCCCUACAGCUGCGUGGACUGCGGAAAACGCUACGCCUAUAAACACGGCUUUAACACGCACCAGUGCAGUAGCUAGUGCAGUAGCUAGGCCGAGGACAGUGUUACACAUGUAGCUAGUAUUAAUGUCAGAUGCACUCACUGAAGAAGCACUGUGCCAAACCUAGACAUGUGGAAUAAUAGUAAAAGGGAAGUGUUUUGCAUGUAAGUUAACUAAAAGUGGACUGUUUAGCAUAGAAAUGUUCUUGUUAGAAGUGUUAUGAGAUGAAAAUGGAGAAAUAGAGUACCGUAUUUUUCGCACUAAACCUUUGAAUUGUACCAAAAAUCAAUAGUGCACCUUAUAAUCCGGUGCAACUUGUGUAUGAAUUCUUCCAGUCAGGAUGUAAGGAGCUGAAGUACAGUGUUAUAAAGGAGUUUCAGUGAAGGCUGGAGCAGUAUUAGCAUUAGCUGCUAACCGCAGCGCUAGAUCUCACACUGUUCAGAGAUAAGUAUAUCAGACUAGCCUGCGUGUUUACCAUGCUAAUAACAAGCUAUGUGGAAUGAACCACUAGCUUAUAAGAAUCCCUAAGUUCAACAGAUGUUCACUGAUAGUGCGACUUAUAAUAUGGUGCAUCUUAUAGUCUGAAAAAUACGGUAACCAAGCACCUGGUUUCUAGAGUUCAUAGUUAACGACGAGUAAACUGUGUUUAUUAGGACAAAGGGCAGCUUUGUAAUCCUUUUUUUUUUUUUGCAAGCUGUUUUAGCCGAAACCACCAGCGAUACCAUACCUCAGUACUUACUAGUAAAAAAUAGCAUUCAAGAUCUAAUUUCAGAUAUCCUUGUAGUGCAAAAACCUUGUAUCUCAAACCUUGUAUUGUUUUGCCUCUUUUUUGUUACUUUUUUGACGAAGCAAAGUUAAUGGACCAACAAAAACUCUACAAACUGCCUUAAAAUAUUUUUAUAAGUAUUUUUUUUAUUUUAUUCUCCUGGAAAAUUGCUGUGUUGGAGAUAAUAUCAGAUCUACAACUAUACAGAUCUACACUAGAUGUAUAACCAUAGCCAUUUUGUCAAGUCAUGUUACCAGGAUAAUUUGACUUGUCAUUUGUUACCUUUAAUUUACAUUGAACAUAAUUCGCUCUUAUCUAUCAUAAUUCAUUUUUGACUAGUAAAAAAUAUUCAAUUACAGAUAUCACACAAUAUUAUAUACUAGUAAAAUUUGUAAAUGUAGAUAUUUCCUCUGUAAUUGUUACAAAUAUAACAGCUCCAGGUCCACAUAUCCAAACAUUCACUCUGCCUACUGUAAAUUCUAUUCCUAAAUAUCUCUAAAUAUAAUUAAGUUUUGACCAGUUGUUUAUUCAGAUUUUAAUUUGGUGUGGGUUCAGUGUAGAGUUGUCAAAAUUUGUGCAUUAUCGAAUGCAGUUAACCUGGAAAGUUUUUUUUUAUAUAAAUUAAUUGGUGACACAUUAGCAGUUUCAUUAAGUGAAAUAACACAGUAGCGCUUACUGUUGAGUUCAUAAGGUAGAUUACAUUUUAUUUAUGCUGAAGCUUACUAUUGAAGUUUUAUUCACAUUUGAAGACCCAUUCUCAAAAGCUAAGCUUUGGAAAGCGUGAUUAAUUGUGAUUCUCCACUUGUUAUAAUAGAUAAAAUAAUAGAGAGUAAUUUUUUUGUAAUUCAAUGAUAAUGUGUCAUCCUGACAUAUAGUAUAAAUGUCUUUAACAAUCUGUAGACCUAAUAUUAUUGCUAGAAAUUAUGUCAUAGCUGAUAUCUGAAAUGAGAGCUUCAACUAGAAAAAAAAAGUUACAGAGAUCUGUUAUAAAUGUGUUAUGCUAUUUUACUGGUUUUAUUUUAAGCUAGAUAUUUCUGUUAUUAUUAUUUGAGCUGCUAGUUAAAAUUGAGUUACUGCAUUGCUGUAUCAUUGCUGGUGGCACUUCAGGCUGAAACGGUUUGCAGUUUUAUUCCUGGAUAAACACAACUUUUCUGGCCAAAACUUGAAGCCAGUUUGUUUUUGGGGAGGCUUUUUAAUAAAUUGGGAGAGACUGUUUUUUCCUGCUUGUUUUUUACUGAGGCACGUUUGAAUUACUUGUGUGAUAUUACCUUGGUUUGCGAGCACAUUCUUACUAUUGAACUCUAUUUUAACUUAUAUAUUUAAUCUAUUUUAUUUACUACAUUUAGGAUUUCUAGGUUUGUAGCUGAUUUCAAUGGUUCAUAAUAAAGCAUUAUUUAAUGAAUUCA
This is a messenger RNA of Astyanax mexicanus (Mexican tetra), 3669 nucleotides long. RefSeq names its product RB-associated KRAB zinc finger protein. The transcript has 4 exons. Gene Ontology annotation, biological process: regulation of transcription by RNA polymerase II. NCBI's taxonomy places the organism in Eukaryota, Metazoa, Chordata, Actinopteri, Characiformes, Acestrorhamphidae. The record is from RefSeq and is a predicted model, not a curated record. Gene Ontology annotation, molecular function: RNA polymerase II cis-regulatory region sequence-specific DNA binding; DNA-binding transcription factor activity. Bases 466 to 1536 code for a protein of 356 amino acids.